Pestalotiopsis fici W106-1 is the source of this 1011-nucleotide messenger RNA. RefSeq lists its product as uncharacterized. Gene Ontology annotation, molecular function: oxidoreductase activity. The coding region runs from base 1 to 1011 and encodes 336 amino acids. NCBI's taxonomy places the organism in Eukaryota, Fungi, Ascomycota, Sordariomycetes, Amphisphaeriales, Sporocadaceae. Gene Ontology annotation, cellular component: mitochondrion. The record is from RefSeq and is a predicted model, not a curated record. The transcript has a single exon.
AUGGCGACCAUGAGAGGCUGGCAAUAUACGGCAAUCGGGGAGUUGGAAUCGCAACUGCAGCUCGUCACAAAUCUUCCCAAACCCUCUCCGGCGACACUCGGCCAAGAUCAGGUUCUCGUCAAGAGCCUCUACGCCAGUAUCAAUCCUGCCGAUCGCCUGGCUUCAAACCUUGGUGUCUACACCAAAUAUAAGAUCGGCCUUCCUGCAAUCCCCGGCUAUGACUUCUGUGGCCUAGUCGAAGCCAUUCAUCCCUCGAACACGACCUUGAAAACCGGCGAUCUCGUAUUUGGGUGCCUAGGGUAUCCAGUCAAGCACGGCACGCUGUGCGAAUACUUCAUCGCCCCCACGACAUGUUGUGCUCGCGUUCCCGAUGGUGUCAAGGCUGAAGAGGCAGCAGGGCUUGGAUCGGCUGCCGUCACCGCUUACCAAGCUCUUGCACCAUUUAUAAAGAGUGGGCAGAAGGUCUUCAUCAACGGUGGUAGCGGAGGCGUGGGAAUGUUUGCUAUACAGUUUGCAAAGAUGCUGGGUGCCGAAGUCACUGCUACAUGCUCGACCAAGAAUGUUCCACUUUGUCAAGAGCUCGGUGCGACCACCAUUGAUUACACCCAGGUCAAUCUACUUGACGUUUUGAAGCAAGGCGGCCAGGUAUACGACCAUGUGGUCGACAAUGUUGGAACGGCGCCAGAGCUAUAUCAACAAGCCCAUCUUUACACCAAUACGGACGCCAAGUACAUUCAGAUCGGAGGCGGAGGCGAGAUUUCCGCUGCACAGCUUCUCAAAGUUGCCCGAAAUCUGGUGCUUCCCAGUUUCCUAGGAGGUCUAAAACGAGCCUAUCGGGUUUCUAUUCCCACGGUCAAGUCGGAGGAACUGGCUUUUCUAGCAGACUGGGUAGCCCAAGGAAAGGUCAGAAUUGUGAUUGAUCAACAAUUCACUUUUGAAAAUACUGUUCAGGCUUUUCAAAAGCUAAAAACUGGCCGAGCCAGAGGAAAAAUCAUUGUUUCGAUUUCAUAG